UUGCCAAGAUCCUUCGUUAUCAGUAAGAAUAACGUUCUAAAUAAGCAAUGUUUCUGUAACAAAAUGAAGGAAAAGGUGUGGAGUUUGGGAGAAGAGAAUAGGUGCUUGGAGUGAGUGAGAUCUAGGGCAAACGUGACCUUCAARUCGUGUUUUUACGAUUGUUUUGUUUAAACAAACGUCAUGCUUCUGGUGUUAACAUCUUUUUUCAAAGUAUUUACAAUAGCAUAGUAUGUCGAUUUUUUUWACUUCACACGCAAAAMGCUGGUGCUAAUAAAGGGAUUUUGAUCCGUAAAGAUUCACCAUGACAGAUAAAAGAGCUCUGGUUGGUGUGUUUUUCUUUGUGUCAUGUUUCUGUUAUGCAGUUAAUUCGUGUAAACUUAUCGACGAAGAAGAUUUCAUCAACGAACUAGAAGAAAUCAGGAAGGAAGUGGUCAAAGAAGAAAAAGGAGAACCCCUUGGCCUCCACGAUGGAUGGAUACCCGAUACCGCCAUCUCAGCUUCGUCUCAAAGGGAUGGUUACCAUGGUGCCCAACUUGGUCGUUUGAACAGCGCUGGGGGGUGGGCCGCCAAGCACGAUGACGGUAAUCAAUGGAUUCAGGUGGAUUUAGGUGCUCCAACUACACUGACCGAGGUGUUGACCCAAGGACGACAGGAUGCCGAUCAGUGGGUCAAACAGUUCACUAUAGGCUUCAGCGACGAUGGGGUUAAAUUCAGAGUGUAUAAAUCUCGUGGAUUUGGUGUGAUAUUUCGUGGGAAUAAGGACAGAAACACUGUGGUCAAGAAUACUAUCAAUCCGCCCAUCCAAGCUCGCUUUAUUCAGAUAUACCCCUGUUCGUGGCAUAACCAUAUUGCUAUGAGAAUCGAGCUUAAAGGAAAAGUUCAAAACCACCUCAGACACUGUCCAGUAUCGAUGGACCUUGGUUUCGUCAUCGACGGAUCAAAUGAAGUCAAAGGAUGGGACUUCAAACGAGAAAAACAGUUUGUCAAGCAAGUUAUCAGCACGUUCACCAUCUCAAGGCAUCAAAAUCGAGUUGGUUUCGUAACUUAUUCGGACAAAGCUGAUGUAGUAAUGGAUUUUUCAGGUCUGGACAAUUUUUCAGAGGUCGAUAAAAUCAUCAAGAAUGCUAUUCAUCGAAGAGGUAGCCACCAGCGUCUUGAUAUUGGCCUCAGAGCAGCAUACAAGGCUUUAGUUAAGAGUCAAGCUCAAGGAUAUGUUCCACAGCGCUCUAUAGUCGCAAUAACCAAUCGUAAAGCUGUUCAAAGAAGAGUAUGGUAUAUUAUUAAUGCAAAAAAGGCAUUGGAGCAGAAAGGGAUAAAGCUUUUUUUGGUCGUGAUCGGCCAAAGAGAUGAAGUUUUAAAAAGAAAGCUUGGACUCAAAAGCAGUGAUUUCAUGUUUUUCUUACCGACGUUCAGAAGCUUAUCCACGCACGUUGCACGCAUUGCACACGUGAUCUGUCAGCAUCAGCACAAAGAGACAGAUAUCAUCCGAAAUAACUAGACUUCCAAGUAUUAAUCCGUAUGACACACAAAGAUAGAAAAUUGAACAUUGUAAAGCAGAGUCAAGAUGAAGAGAUGCCUGUUGCAUAGACGCUAUUGUAAAACAUCAAACAAUCUAAAAACGUUGACCAGUUUCAAACGACGAAUGCAACUUCUUGAAAUGAAUCAGCAUGCAGUUAUUUUUAUUUUUUUUUAUUAUUAUUYAUUUUUUUGUUUUAAUUUUUGAUAGCAAGAAUGUAUUGCGGUGUUUGAAUGCUCCAUGCUCUGCGGCAAUACAGUAUUCAACGUUUUCUAAAAUUUAAUAGCUGUAUGUAUAUCUGCAAUAGGCUACAAGAUCGUUGCACUUAAUGGACAUGGUCCACCAGCAUCCCUUUCGAGCUUUUGCUCAUUUUUGAAGAUAAAAAUACAUCUUAACAUAAGCAAAAUUUACUCUUUAUUUUCCCUUUAUGCUCUAUGAAUGGAGAUACUGCAAGAUUCGACCCUUAAACCGGGAACGGAUUGCGAAUUCACCUCAUUUUCUUUAUAUGAAAAAUCUAAAACACGACCGCAUUGAAUGCUGGUUGACCAUGUCCCUCACUUCGCCGACACUUAGUCCAUGAAAUAGUCAGUAGGAGACUAGUUUUUGAGCAAUAUUUUGUUCUUGCGUCGGAAAAAAGGUGUUGUUUGUACUGAAUAAUGGACCACAAUGCACCAUGAUUUUGCAUUGGCUAUGCAAUGACCAAUGAAUGUAAUAAAUAAAGUAUAUAAUAUAUUUAAAAAAAAAACAAUAAAAAGCAAUGGCAACA
This is a messenger RNA of Exaiptasia diaphana, 2282 nucleotides long. Its product is annotated as neuropilin-1a. Lineage: Eukaryota; Metazoa; Cnidaria; Anthozoa; Actiniaria; Aiptasiidae. The transcript is spliced from 8 exons. The record is from RefSeq and is a predicted model, not a curated record. Bases 302 to 1498 code for a protein of 398 amino acids.